Nymphaea colorata (pocket water lily) is the source of this 3306-nucleotide messenger RNA. RefSeq lists its product as uncharacterized. The coding region runs from base 88 to 639 and encodes 183 amino acids. The record is from RefSeq and is a predicted model, not a curated record. The transcript is spliced from 8 exons. NCBI's taxonomy places the organism in Eukaryota, Viridiplantae, Streptophyta, Magnoliopsida, Nymphaeales, Nymphaeaceae.
CGAUCCGUUUCACCUCCAGAACCCGCCGGCUGCCGCCAUGCCCACUCCCGUGGGAAGGUUCAACCAGAGAGGUAGAGGGAGAGCGCCAUGGGAACGAGGGAGGUAUACGAAGAGAAGCUUCGAUCAGGAAACCUUUACCAUCAACCGACCAUUAAUCCUGGCCUCGGUUCCGCACGGUGCCCGCGUUGCUUCUCUCUUGUGAAUCCUGAAUCGGAAGCAGGGGACUGGACUAUAACGACUGUUUUGCAUGAUGCAACUGCAGUGUGGAAGACAACAAAGAUUUGGAUGACCAAUGCAGUCUAUGGUGGUUUACAUAGCCUUCCGUCUUUACCAUAUGGCCUUGCUGGGUCGAGUGCUGGAGGAAUGCUUAGUGCCAUUCAUGGUCUCAAUCAAGGGAUGCCUUAUAUUCGCAAUCGAGUGAAGGGACCUAUAUGGUUACAUCUAGUUCUGGGGCUUCCCCCAAUUUUGGUGUAUUCUGCUGCAGGUGCUGUGCUUGGAGGAUAUGUGCUUCCUAGAUUUGCACAAUGUAGUGUGACAUCGUACUACGCUGCAUCAAGUGCAUCUCAUUAUACUAUAUCUCAGUUAACACGACGUGUUGAAGGAGUAGGAUCUGGUACACAGCACGAAAAGCCAACAUGAAUGCUUGCAUAUUCUUUGCCACAAAUGGACCUAAAGGACGUUAUGAUCAUGCUUGUGAACUUUUGCCCAAUCCUUUGGAAGUUCCAAUCCGGUUUAAGAGGAGGGGUGGAAGAAUAAAAUGAGGAAACCUUUUAGGUACAAAAAUAGAUAUCAAGACCCUGAUACCAUUACUGGAGAAGAUUAUGUAUGGGCAUUGGGCGACCUUUUUCAAAUAAUAGUUUCCUACUUAUGUGGAAGGAGAAAUCCAAAAUUUUUUUGAACAAGCUAUACUAAUAGUUGAGUACUUUGUUACUGCUCUUAAGGAGCAAUACCAGUACCAUACUGGUAUGGGUACCGGCUGGGCACCAGGCUGGGCUGCCGGCGGGUACCCGAUGCCUGGCCCAACUUGGGCCUGGGCCCAAAAAAAAGGGCACCGGGCUGCUCGGGCUUGGGUUUGAAUGGUCGGCCCGGGCCCAGGCCCAGGUUUCGGGUGUCGGGCUGGCUGGCCGGACGCCCAGGCUUACUUGGAUGCUGCUUGGGUAUGUGUUUGAUCAUAUCAGGUAUGGUCAACGUACCCGGGUACGUAUCUGGCAUUUUUUGGACUCGGUCAAAGUUGAUCGAUUCCAAAACUGUCUUUAAAUUAGGGCUUUUGUUUUUUUUUUUCUCAACUUUUAAACAACACGGGACCUUCGACUUUUGUCAAGCGUUAUGUGUAUUACCCACAACAACAGUGUAUGUGGAGUUCUUCGGCGACGUUGGCUGCUCCGUCCACUGGUUUUCGGCAGUUUCCAGUGAGAGUCAAUGUCUCCAACGAAGGGCGACACAGCUGUUGUUGUUCAGCGACUUCUCCAUCGACUGAUUUGGGCAUUUUUUGUUGAAGCUUCACAUUCAAGCUUUUUUUUUUUUUCGGUAGUCUCCUAUUGUCCAGUAGUCUAUCCAUUUACUUCCAGCGGCAGGAUUAGAAUUGUUUGCCCUUCUUCUAUGACGUGCAUCAACUAUUCUUCUUUUUCUUCUUCGAAAAUCAUAUUGUCUGCCCUUUCUCUUUUACAUUUAUAUGCAACUAUAUUUUUUUUUUUCAAAUAACCAUGCAUCCGUGCAUGCUCCUGUGUUAUUUCUAUAACUGACCCAUUGCAUUUCAGCAUUUAGCACUUAGAUUCUAGUUCCACAAUGCUGAGUCGUUGUUCGUUUUUGACUGUCUAAGGGGCUGCUCAGUUGUUUGGUAGAUGAUUUUCCUCAUUCCAUUGCAACUUUGCAAUAUAUGCAGAUGACUUUGAGAUUGAUGUAUUUUGUCCAUAUGUUUAAAGUUUUUCAUAGGUUUCUUAAACACACUCUGCAAGAGCUAUUGGUAUAUAUUUUCUGUUGUUGUUUACUUGUUUAUGUUGAUAUAUGUUUUCUAUGUUGCUUACUUGUUUAUGUUGAUGUAUAUGUUCUAUGUUGUUUACUUGUCAUAAAUAUUUUUAUGUUGUUUACUUGUUUAUCAUUUCUUAGUAAGUUUUCUUUGUUAUAUAUAUAUAUACACACACACACACACACACACACACACACACACAUACAGUCAUAAAAUGGUUCGUACCCAUACAUGCACCGGUACCCGUAUCGGCACCCGUACCUGUACCUAUGUGACAUAGUUGAGUACGAACAUAGGUUUACAAGCAUGCCAAACUUUUGAAGUGGGAUGACCUUGGUGAAUCUGAAAAGUGCAAAAGGUCCGGACAAAGAUUGAUUUUAGAAAUUAAAGGGGAGGUGACACUAGGGGUUAUAGAGUGUUCUCUCGAUUAGUAAAAUUUGCAUUUUAGCUGAAGCAGUUGUACAAGAGGAAUGAGAGAGCUUGCUCAACAAAUAAGUGAUUUGGGGGUAUGAAAAGCCAUAAGCUUAGUGAACCACGAUUAGCAAUUGGGCCAUAUCAGCGUCAACAAGUAACUAUUAUGGGGUUUCUACUUCAGAAAUAGGUAGGCAAAGGACAGUAUCCUACAGUUAGAAGCUUUGGGGGAAAAAAAUCAAGUGGAAGGAUGUUAGGGUCAAUUAAAUCAUGUGAAUUGAGUGGAUGAUGACAUAUGAGUGAGUAUAAAUGGUUUUCAAGGAUGUCAUGAAUGUGAUGAGAUGGGAACGUUGGAAUACCUGCUUCUGAGGGCAGUCUCACAGUAGAUGCUUGUCCUUCAAAAAUUGUCUCUCUUCUCAAGAACUAUUAGACUUAGCUCAUUAGAGAAACUUUAAGUGGGCAGCAAAGUGGGACUUAAGGUUGAGGUCAUGUCAUGUAGAACAUUUAAACCAGAUAUAUUUGUCCCACGUGUACGCAUUCAUGACAUCUUUGGAAACCAUUUUUGCUAUCACUCAAGUUGGUCACAUGAUUUAAAUGUUUUUCACCUUGAGGGGGCUCAUGUUGAUCAUUUUCUUGAAAUGUCCUAGUUUCAUACCUUCUACUUGUUUGAUAUUGAGUCCUCGUUUGUCUGUUGUUAGGCUACAAUCUCACAUAGUAGGCUGUUUUUUUUUUCUCCCAAUGCUCAUAUAGCCAAAUUGCUGAUAAAUUUGUAUUGGCCCCACAUGAGUGGUCUUUCUCUAUAGACCAAGCUCUCUCAUUCCUCUCAUACAACAAUUUUAGCUUUAGCAUGUAGCUUCUACUAAGAGAUCAGAAAACAUUGGAUGAGUUUCUAGUAGAUCAUGGCUUGCUCUGAUACCAAGAGAGUAUUU